AUGGAACAUCAAUCUGAUAUGGGCGCUUACGGAGAGAAUCCAAAUGUCCAGAACAGUGGAAAUUAUAUUACAAUAAUACCUGUAGAUUAUUCCAGGCGUGGAUAUCCCAUGCAAGCUGAAUAUCAAUACAAUGAAUUUCGCUCCCGUGAAGAAUACUACAGCGUCCAAAGUCAGAAGUUACAGGCUGAAGUGAACGCGCACCUGUACUCCGUAUCCCAGAGAUUGCCCCACCUGUCUUACAGUCCACUAGGCCGGCACAGUGACUGGGACAAACAUGACCCACACAAACCUUUACAGCCGGACUCCAAAGAGAGCAAUAGUUCUGAUUCCCUUGAGAAAAGUGUUAUGGGAUCCAACCUCAGCAGUUGUUCCAACCAGACUGGGUCGAGCAGUAUCGCAGCGGGUUCUUUCAGUACCACGGAACCUAUUACCAGCGGCGGCAGUUCUUCCAGCGCUAUAUCUCCACCAUUACCAGGUUCAUCAGGCAGUACAGCCUCAUCAUCAACAGUUUCCUCGAACCCCGUCACCUGUAUCUACCUGAUGUCCCGUACCGCAAUCAUGAUGGAGAUGAGCUCUGAAGAAAUACCAUCACAUGUGACAGCAGCUCGGUUCCUUAAUGCCCUGCUGGCUACUGAGGAGUUAGGGCUCUCGCAGCCGAGCACUAGAAGUUUAGCUGCUAACGUUUUUGCUUUGUGGAUGUGCAGUCCUUUGUUAGAAAUUCAGUUAAAACCUCAUCAUUGCCCGUGGAGGUUCUGGGCAAACUGGCAGAAGUUGGUACAUCGUUACGGUCACGCUUCAGAGUCGAGACUCAACCGUGACCAGCCCGUGUUACGACUACAGAGGAACGUGUUCUUUCCCAAACAUUUAGAAGAAGGAAUUAAGGACUCACGAAUUCAAGAGUUGCUGUACGAAGAAGCUCGUCACAACGUCGUUACUGGAAGGUAUCCUCUUGAGAGUGCUCAAGCAGUCAUGCUGGGAGGACUACAAGCUAGGAUACAGCUGGGACCGUACGACCCACAUCGACACACGGCGAGAUUUUUCAGGGCACAACAGGACAAAUAUUUACCGAAGCACGCGCGGUCAGGUCGCUGGGCCGCAUUACUGCCAGCUGGUCGGAAGGGAAGUCCAGAAGCUCGGCUGCUGGAGCAAGCACAGCGUCCACCUGCAGCACCGCCUCGCAAACUGCGACACAAGUACCUCGCGCAUACAAGGACACUGCCUACCUAUGGGGCUGCGUUCUUCCAAGGUCAGAUUGAGCAGCCAGUACGGAGUCUGACGAGUUUGCUCACACACGAGGACAUCCCAGUACUCGUUGCUGUAAACUCCAACGGAGUCUACGUCAUCGAUGAUACUGAAAGCACGGUCUUACUGGGGCUUCUCUACGAAGAGUUGUCCUGGGACUUUGGAUUGCCUUCAGACGACGGCGAGGACUGCUUACCUUGCCUGUUCCUGCAGUUUAUGGUGGUGGAAAACGGACUGCGCGUCUCCAAAAUUUUACAGGUAUUUUCAAAGCAAGCUAUAAUGAUGGACACUUUGAUUGAACAUUUUGCGGGCGAGUACCGCAAGAGGCUCGGCCAGGAGACGCCCAGCGACCACGCCAACUACGACUACCAUUCCGAUUCCGGUAGCAUAUCCCUUCCUCCACUAUCGAGGCCGGAUUCUCCCCAACGAAGACUCGCCAACAAGUUAUCUCGCUUAGCCUUGGCUACUCAUGACGGCAGAGGCAAUUUGCUAGGUGGAGCUGGAGACUGGAACACAGACCUGAAUUAUCCACGGCCUUCUUGGAUAUUACCCAAGCAUUAG
This is a messenger RNA of Spodoptera littoralis (African cotton leafworm), 1803 nucleotides long. The record is from the annotation of a GenBank genome assembly. NCBI's taxonomy places the organism in Eukaryota, Metazoa, Arthropoda, Insecta, Lepidoptera, Noctuidae.